AUGAGUGGCAAACCAGAUUCAACAGAAGUAGAUCCGCUUUUGCCACUUUCAAAGCAACAAGAAGGUGCAGAGCCAUCUCCUUCUAGGGAUAUCCCAGAUGAACCACUUUUAUAUUUGGAAGAAGCAGCCAAUGACGUAUAUGAAGCUGUGAUUGAGAAUGACGAGGAGUACGACGAAGAUGAACACAAUGAAGAUGUCGUUUGGCUUAGAGAACAACGCCUCCUAAACAAGACAAUCCACUGGUUUCGCCGCCCCAGUGUGUUGAUGAUUGCUUCGAUAACGUUUCUUUUGGCGUUUGCAUCGUCGAGUGCAGAAUCUACCCGCCAGGUUAUCACUUUGAAAUUGUCAUGCAAUGCCUUGGGAGCUGAAAACUGCUCUAGAGAAAAUGCUCAAGUGCUCAUGUCGAAUUUGCAAUUGGGCUACAGCAUAUGUGGAGCCAUCAUCAUGCUUGUGUCUUCAGGUAAGAUCUCGCCCAUGAGUGAUUUGUACGGGAGAAGGAUCUUCAUCAUUGCCGUUGUGGCGUGUUUCUUUGUUGGAAGAACGUUGAAAUUCUUGAUCAUGUACAAUUUCGACUCGUUGCAGUUUUACCCCAUGAUUGGCUGCGAGAUCUUUACCAACCUAUGUGGUGGAAUCAUGUCCUUGCUUGCGUUGAGCAACUGCUACAUCUCGGACGUGGCUGAGCCCCACCAACGAAUCUAUUCCUUGGGCUUGAGUAUUGCCGCAAUGUUUGUUGGGUUGAGCAUUGGUCCGCUUGUGGGUAAUUUCAUCAUUUCAUUAACUACAAAAUUUGGGUCCACGGUGGAACUCUCGAGCCAAGAAUUCAUCCCGUUGAAGUUGGAAUUGCUUCUUUUAUUCGUUGAUCUUAUGAUUGCCAUUUUUGUCUUGCCCGAAUCGAGAUCGGAAAAGGCUAGGAAAAAAUCGAGAUCUCUUUCUAGAUCACUGAGUCAGCUCAAUUUACAAGUGGCUACAGCGCAACCACCAAGUAAAAUGGAGACGUUUUUGAAUCAGAUUAAUUUCCUUAAACCGUUGAAGUUGCUUUGGAUCCCGCGAGAACUUGUGAGCCCAGCCAACUUGAACAGAAUCAACAGCGACAGGUUUGCAAUCUUGGUGUUGGUUUCCAUUGACUGUGCCAUGUCCACCUUGGCCAUAUCCUUUGGCGAGAUCUUUAUUCUUUACGGUAUCUACAACUACAAUUGGAGUCCCAGCAACUUGGGCCAAUUCUUGGCCAUUGCAUGUGCAAGCAAAGCCAUUGUGUUGAUUUUAUUAUCGCCCGUUAUCAGUCACAAAAUUUUCCAGCAUGGCUUUGGAUUCAGGGUCUUUAAAAAGCGAAUCGAUAUGGUUGACUUUUCAAUGUGCUUGUUGGGGCUCGUUUGUGAAGUGAUUGGUAUCUUUGGAUACAGUCUUGCUCCUUCAACCUUUUAUUUCUUCUCGUGCACUGUAAUAUGUGGCUUUGGUUCCUUGGUAAGCCCCUCGCUCAGUUCCGCUAUUGUCAAAUUCUACCCAGAGACAAAAAUUGGAGAGUUGUUUGGCGCAGUGGCUUUAUUGAAAAACUUGUUUGCAUUGGUUGCACCAAUAUUCUACAUUUCCAUUUACAAAUACAGCUUGAGCAAAUUGCAUCGCCCCGGUCUCGUGUUUCUUGUUGCCGGCUCACUCUUGACAUUUUGCACGGUGAUGCUUAUAAUUGCCAAACGGGUAAUUCGUUUGGAUAGAAACACCCGUGUGCCCCUGUUGUCCAGACCCAGCUCCAUUGCCGACAUAGUCGAACCACCAAGUCCGCAACACUUGCAGUCCACGCGUCAAAACAGUUUCACUGACUUGCACAGAAAGAACAGUUUUAUUCAAAAGGAAAGAACCGGAUCAAGCAACUAG
Lodderomyces beijingensis is the source of this 1869-nucleotide messenger RNA. The record is from the annotation of a GenBank genome assembly. Lineage: Eukaryota; Fungi; Ascomycota; Pichiomycetes; Serinales; Debaryomycetaceae.